GUCUCAGCAGGCCGCUUUGCAAAAGAAGAUACGACGUUGAAUGUACGUAGCCAAGGACGCUUUAUCGUUAUUCGCGGGAGAGUCCUUUCGAUUUAUUGACAAUGGCAGGUGCAAAACCAUUCGUUGACAGUAAGAUAAAACAGCGGCCUGUUUUAUUGUUUUCUAAGAAGUAUUGCCCUGAAUCUAAAAUGAUAAAGGAAAUACUCGACGGAUACAAGCUGACAAAUCAAACCUACGAAGUGGUGGAAAUUGAGAACAGACAAGAUUGUAACCAAAUCGAGGAUUACUUCCAGAUCAUUUGUCUCACAGAUAGGCGAGCGGUACCCCAGCUGUUUGUCAGGGGAAAGUACAUUGGUGGUGAACCGGAGAUCAAACGACUUCAUGAUUCUGGAAAUCUCGGCAAAAUUCUUAUUUCAUUAAAACAAUAGAAGUUUUAUGAAAUAGUUACUUGGACUCUUUCUGAUAGUUGUUGUUUCUUUUGAGACAAAGAAUGUAUCGAAAGUGCCUUUACAGAUGUUUCCAAGCCUAAGUGAUCGGAACUCCUACAUUAUUUUGACAUGUAGUGGAGCCUGCACCCAUUUGAUGAAAGGAACAAUUAAUUUAAACAAAGGGAAAAGGACUUGGCCUAAUGAUGAUUUCUUUUCCAUCAGUUUUUGUGUUAUAAUGAUUUAAAUUUGAAGGCAUAAUCAUAUUUUGAUGUUUGAAAGUUUCUUUGAUACUGUAGUAUUAAACUAUUUAUGUAAAAAUGCUAAUCAGAAUUCUGUGAUAAUAAUUUUGAUAUUGUUUAUUUCAUUUUGCCUUUGAAAUUUUAUAUUAUUUUACAUUUGUUUUGUAUGUAUUACAUAUUAUAGAAUGACUAUCAUGUGUACAUUUUAUGAUGGCAAUAUGUUGCAAUUUAUGAAUGAUGCACUAUCAUUAAUUUUGAAUUGUGAUUUGACAAUUGAUACAUAAUUUACAUCUUUGUUAAUUUUCCCCAUCUAGGGAUAACAACUAAUUGAUGUAAGAUAUCAGAAUGUUUUCAAAACAAUUUUCUCCUUUAUAGAUAUAAUUGUCAUACAAAAAUAUUUACUUCCUAAUUUAAUUUUGAAAGAGUUUUUUCAUGAGUUGUUUUCCUUUUUACAUCAACUAGACUGAAAUUAUUUUACAUUUUGUGAUAUUAUUUAAAUGGAUUUUUAAUAUUUCUCUAAAUAUUGUAAUCAUUUUCUUGUCCUGGCAUCAGAGCGUCAUGUAUCUGGUAUUGAAAAUUGAAUAAUGAUUGCAGAUUUAUUGAGAAUGAAUCGAUAUGUCAAAUUGUGAACUCUAUUAAAUCUGCAAUAAAUAUAGACAAUGCCUA
Molecule: messenger RNA, 1333 nt
Organism: Pecten maximus
Lineage: Eukaryota; Metazoa; Mollusca; Bivalvia; Pectinida; Pectinidae
Product: glutaredoxin-C8-like
Exons: 2
Coding region: 102-428 (108 amino acids)
Biological process (GO): cellular response to oxidative stress
Cellular component (GO): cytoplasm
Molecular function (GO): glutathione disulfide oxidoreductase activity
Source: RefSeq, a predicted model, not a curated record